AUGGCGUCUCGUGAUGUGUCUGUCACCCCUGGUAGAUGGAACCGUCUAUUCGGAAACAGAGCUUCGAAUAAUGAAGACUCUACAAACGAUUCUAUUGGCCCAGCCAAAUGGACCAUGGGCAUUCUGAAUGACAGGGAAACCGUUGAAGUACCCGGAUCCGUUUUGCUCCUCGCAGACGACCGUAACGAGCCUCUCGGUCUGCGCAACAUCCAUGCUCGCACAUCCCACUCUUCAAUCCCCGCUGGCUUUGCCGUGGAAACCCAAAUAUCGAGACCAGCCGUGGCAAGUAAGAAGAGAACCGAUGACGGAACAAUCAUUCUAGACCCGCAACCUGAUGAUUCAGCCAACGACCCUCUGAACUGGCCCAGCUGGCGUCGUGACGCAGCCCUCUUAUCACUAGGCUUCUACUGUAUGAUCGGCGGUGGAAUCACUCCCCUUAUCGCCGCUGGCUUCACAGACGUUGCAGAAGAGUUCAACGUGUCAGUUGAGAAAGUAGCAUUGACGACGGGUCUUUGCAUGACUGGUCUCGGCAUUGGAGCCGUUAUUGCAUCUCCUACUGCUAUCCUCUACGGUAAAAGACCGAUCUACCUUGCUGGCGCCAUCAUCUUUAUCGGUACUGCCCUUUGGUCUGGCCUUUCGCCCAGCUUUGAGUCAUUGUUGGCCGCGCGUGUUUUCCAGGGUAUUUCAAUAAGUCCGGUGGAGUGUCUACCUUCUGCGACUAUUGCAGAGAUUUUCUUUCUUCAUGAGAGGGCUUAUCGAAUUGGUAUCUAUACACUUCUACUCCUUGGUGGAAAGAACUUGAUCCCGCUUGCAGGAGCUGCCAUUAUUGGAAAGCUUGGAUGGAGGUGGGCGUUUUUCAUCAUGGCCAUGGUUGUUGCGUUCGCUUUCUGCCUCUUGUUUCUGUUUGUCCCAGAGACCUUUUGGGAUAGAACUCCGUCGCGAAAGCCAUCUCACAAGCCCAGCCUUCUUCGACGCAUGUCCUCUCGCCGAGGCGAGCAGCUAUUGGCAGCCAUGGCAGAGGGCAACAAGUCUGAUGAAAAGGCUCUGAUCCGUUCCGCGAACGAGAACCACAAGCAUGUUGGCUUUUCUGCAGACCCAGAGGAUCAAAACAAAAUCUCUUCAGAGGGAGCAACGCCAUUACCAAUAGAGAAUGAAAAGAACGGCGAGUCUUCUGGCUCAGCUAAACAAUCAGACCCCGAAAUGGCCUCUCCUACCUAUCCCGUCCCCAACAACUACACACAAGACCUCCGCCAAAGGCCCGCCCGCUCAUUCAUCCAGCACAUGAAGGUCUUCAACGGCCGUCUCAACAACGAUAACUGGUUCAAAGUUAUGAUACGACCAUUCAUUCUCCUAGUCUAUCCUGCUGUCCUCUGGUCAGCGAUCAUGUACUCAUGCUCCAUCGGCUGGCUGAUCGUCCUAGCCGAGACAAUGGCGAUGAUCUAUCGAGACCCUCAUAGGUAUAACUUCACGGCCAUCCAAACAGGUCUUGUGUACCUCGCUCCCUUCAUCGGAGCUGUUCUCGGUACAGGCGUCGCCGGUAAGAUCAGCGAUAUCUUGGUCCGCUCCAUGGCUCGUCGAAACGGAGGUCUAUACGAGCCCGAAUUUAGACUCAUUAUGGCCCUCCCUAUCUUAAUUACAACAUGUAUGGGAUUGAUAGGUUUUGGAUGGUCUGCCGAAGUCCACGACGAAUGGAUCGUACCAACAAUUUUCUUCGGCAUUAUUUCAUUCGGCUGUUCUUUAGGUUCCACAACAUCCAUCACCUUCUGCGUGGAUAGCUACCGCCAAUACGCCGGUGAAGCCCUUGUCACACUCAAUUUUACAAAGAAUAUUGCACAUGGGCUUGUAUUUAGUCUUUUCGUGUCUCAUUGGCUUGAGAAAGACGGACCAAAAAAGGUUUUCAUUUGGAUUGGAGUUAUUCAGCUUGUUGUUUGCUUAUUUUCGAUACCAAUGUACAUCUUCGGUAAGCGAGCGCGUAUGUGGACUGCAAGGAAGAAUCUUAUGGAGAAAUGGUAG
Molecule: messenger RNA, 2013 nt
Organism: Fusarium redolens
Lineage: Eukaryota; Fungi; Ascomycota; Sordariomycetes; Hypocreales; Nectriaceae
Product: major facilitator superfamily domain-containing protein
Exons: 3
Coding region: 1-2013 (670 amino acids)
Biological process (GO): transmembrane transport
Molecular function (GO): transmembrane transporter activity
Source: RefSeq, a predicted model, not a curated record